AUGUUUACUAUUGGUUUUGCAGGUAAUGAUUUAAUAAAAAAAUGGAGAAGUGUAAAAGAUAAUUACUUCAGAUAUUCAAAAAAAUUAAAAGAAGCAUCAAAAUCGGGCUCGGGCGCUACGAAACUGAAGAAGUAUCAUUUAUACAAUCAACUCCUUUUUUUGAGAAAAGUGGAACAAAAUGCCACCGAAUCUAGCUUAGACUCGCCUAGAGAAAUCAACAAUGAAUCUACGUCUACAAAUGAUGACAUUACCACAGACAACACUCCGCGCUAUGUUCCAGUCGCGCGCAAAAGGGCAAUGCAAAUGGAUGAGUUUGAAAGAGAAGGACUAAAACUUCUCAAGGAGCCGGAAAAUCGCCAUAUGUCCUUUUUCAGAGCUAUAUUGCCAUCUAUUCAAGAAUUUUCCGACCGAGAAACUCUCCGUUUCCAAAGUAAAGUUAUACAAAUUAUAGAUGAAAUGCGGUAUGGACAAACAUCAUCAUAUGUGAGUGGCCCAUCAACGUCUCACCAACCACCAUAUGGGUAUCAAACAGCAAAUUUUCAAAGUACAUACAUUUCUGAUUUUAAUAAUUCAAUUACAUCUCCAGAAACAUCUCAAGCAAGUGAAGAAACUGAAUACGAUUUUUCUAAUUUGUAAUUACUGGAUGAUAUCUCUCUUAAAUAAUGUCUAAAUUUAAAAUUAUGACAAUUGCUGAUUAUUUGUGAGUUGAUUACUCUCUUAAAUAAUGUCUAAAUUUAAAAUUAUGACAAUUGCUGAUUAUUUGUGAGUUGAUUACUAAUUAAACAAACCAAAAAAACUGU
This is a messenger RNA of Leptidea sinapis, 800 nucleotides long. RefSeq lists its product as uncharacterized. Bases 1 to 636 code for a protein of 211 amino acids. The record is from RefSeq and is a predicted model, not a curated record. The transcript has a single exon. NCBI's taxonomy places the organism in Eukaryota, Metazoa, Arthropoda, Insecta, Lepidoptera, Pieridae. Gene Ontology annotation, molecular function: DNA binding.